UGUCCAGUCUGACUUAUGUUCUCACUUGCCAUUUUAGGUCCUUUCAAGAUUAAUGGAGUUCCUUUGAGACGUGUGAAUCAGUCCUAUGUUAUUGCCACAUCAACCAAAGUAGAUGUUUCUGCUGUUAAUGUUGACAACUUUGAUGACAAAUACUUUACUAAGGAAGCCCAAAAGAAAAAAAAGAAGGGAGAAGGCGAGUUCUUUGAGGCAGAUAAGGAGGAAAAGAGUGUAUUGCCCCAGCAGAAGAAAGAUGAUCAGAAAACUGUGGACUCUACAUUGAUUAAAGCCAUUGAGAGUGUUCCAGACUUGAAGGUUUAUCUCGGUGCUAGGUUUUCUCUAAAGGAUGGUGUGAAACCUCAUGAACUAGUCUUCUAGAGGAAAGAAGGAUAUUACUUUUGUUUUUCAUAUCCUGAUUUUUCUUUUGAAAUUGGUCCUAGUAGUUGCACUCUUAUAAAUUUAUUGUUAACAACAAAGGAAAAACCUAAAAUUUUGUUAGGCAACGGAUUGUGAUGAUUAUAUUCCUUCCUGCAAUUUUGCUCUUUUUAACGUUGUUGAUUGUAUGUAUUUUAGAUAUUGUGUGGGAAUGUGGGUGGCCUUUGAUAUUA
Cajanus cajan (pigeon pea) is the source of this 605-nucleotide messenger RNA. NCBI's taxonomy places the organism in Eukaryota, Viridiplantae, Streptophyta, Magnoliopsida, Fabales, Fabaceae. The record is from RefSeq and is a predicted model, not a curated record.